This is a messenger RNA of Pleuronectes platessa (European plaice), 2086 nucleotides long. RefSeq lists its product as uncharacterized. Bases 173 to 1078 code for a protein of 301 amino acids. Lineage: Eukaryota; Metazoa; Chordata; Actinopteri; Pleuronectiformes; Pleuronectidae. The transcript has 4 exons. The record is from RefSeq and is a predicted model, not a curated record.
CAAAUCGGACAUCUUAGAAAGUCUUGCUGAGCAAAUCAUUAAGUUCAAAGCAUAUCCUUCAAACUUAGAAAUAGAAGAUGUUGCUGAAGCUUUAAUCAAAGCACAUCCAUGUUUGAGGGAACAAGGAUCAUUUAAUGGUUUUUAUGGAUGGAAAAUAAGCCUUAAGUACAAGAUGGCAAACUAUAGGACAAAGCUUAGAAACUUAGGAUGCCCAGAACUAAGCAUUAAUUCGCUUAAGCACAAACCCACAGAUAGAUGCCAGCCUGCCUAUAAUGUCAAGAAACCCAGAAAGGCAGAGGUCAACUUUUGUCCUUCCUAUCCUACUGGGGAGACCCAGGACAGCCUUGAGGGUGAAAGAUUGGCAUUGUUAUCUGAGGUCAAGAAGAGACAUAACGAAAAAGUAGUCAAAGAGAAGAUGGCCAAGACAUUUGCAUACAGGAGGCAGGAGGUCGUCAGAGACAAGCCAAUGAUGGCAGAGUUCAAGAUCAGAUGGCCAGGACUCUUCACUGUUGCAGAGGUGGAGGCAGAAUUUGUGAGGAUUACUACUGCUCCUCUUGUCUCGAAGUUCCUUGCCCAACUGGACCAACACACUGCUCAGCUCAUAAAAGUGUUUGAGAAGAAAGGAGGCUCUGCUGGGAUGAAAAUCAGAAAAAUGUUGGCUCCAAUCACACAGGAUGAAACUGUUGAAAAGAGGAGGGAGUGUACCCUCAGGGCGCUCUGUGUCUACCUGAACGAAGACCCAAACAUCCUGUUUAAAGAAUACCUGGAUACUGAUGCUGUUGAGAGGGAGCUUCAACACAUUAUUCUCGGCAUCUACAGCAUCAAUGUUGAGGGAGGUGAUGCCACCACUUCUCCAGCCGAUGUUGGAAUAGUGAUCGAGGGUGUUGAAGUUCUGCAUGACCUGAGAGACAUUGCCUCUACAUCUGCACUUAUGAUGGGAUUUAUAUAUGCACUGAACCUUAGUUAUCCUAAGGAACUGAAAGCCUUCUUUGAAGUGCUUCAGAAGGUCUUCCUUCAACUUGAUGCAUCAAGACUUUCAAGCAAGGUACAGAUGCUCAAGAACAAACUCUAUGAAUAAGCAACCAUUUGUACGAUGCUGAAUGUUCUCCAAAAUGCUAAAAUUAAUGUUUUGUUAGAUGUUACUAACUAAUGUUAUUACUAUGUUUGUUAGAUGUUAAUACAAACAUAAAAAUUGGUUGCUGUUGGACCAUGUUGCAAUGCAGAGUGGUGGUGAUGACAGUGCCUGCCAUCAAACACCAUCUCAGGUGAACCCAUGAGAGAGAAGUGUCUGUGGGGAAUUCAGACGUUUGUAAUAACAGCAGGAAAGGAAAGAGAGGAUUGAACCACAGAACAGUGCUACAGUUCAAAUGACAAAGUAACUUUAGAGUUUAAUUUAAUUAAAAAAACUACAGGAAGAUGCUACAUGGUUUAAGAGACUGACUAAAGAAAUGCCUGAUAACAGAUUAUAAUGAUAAGGAGCUAGUGGAGCACAUGGUUAGUGGAGCACAUAUUCCUGCACAUGCAUGAUGUCAUGACUUUAGCUUGCUGUUUGAUGUCGGAGGUAAAUAGUGUUUGGUGGGUUUUUACAGCUUUGAAACAAAUGCUCUGCAGGGAAGCUGGAUACUCUGAGGAUAGUUUUCGCUCUGUUUGUGGCUGUUGGGGAUAUCUUUGACAUAUUAGCCACAUAUAGUCUUUGGAUCCAUUGGUCAUAUAAAACGUGGAUUAUAGCUGCUUUAAAUAUCAAGGUAACACAUUUCUUUAAGUGAUAAACUGUGAGUCACAAAAAGUCAUUUUCUUCCAUUAUCCCUCUGCAGCACAACACGCUGGGAUUUAAGAAUACAGUAUAAUCCUGUACCACAGCCAAACAUUUUCAGUAUAUGCAUAUUGUAUAUUUGUAGGGCAACAAAAAACUUGUUAUUGUAUAUGUAUCGGUUAACACAGAUAUAUCUGUGAUAGGCCAUUGUCGGCCGAUUGUAUUAUAUAUCAUAGAUAUAUAUAUAUAUAUAUAUAUAUUCUGCAGCAUUAAUUAACAUGUUAUGUUAUUUUCUCCACAAUGCUAAAAUGAAUGUUCAUACAAAUUGUUGUU